This is a messenger RNA of Saprolegnia parasitica CBS 223.65, 1555 nucleotides long. RefSeq lists its product as hypothetical. NCBI's taxonomy places the organism in Eukaryota, Oomycota, Saprolegniomycetes, Saprolegniales, Saprolegniaceae. The record is from RefSeq and is a predicted model, not a curated record. The transcript has 3 exons. The coding region runs from base 35 to 1480 and encodes 481 amino acids.
CGUUCAUUCUUCGUCGUCGCAGUCAGUGCCGCCGAUGACCCACCCCGUGGACGCGAUCAAGGCCAUCUUCGCCUUCCGGUGGAAGGGCCAAAUGGUCGGGUACUGGGCGCUCUACCUCUCGCAAGGCGCGUUCCUCGGCUCGUUCGGCCCCGCGCUCCAAGAGAUGUCGUCCAGUCGCGACUCGGUGGCCGACUACAACCCCGCCUUUGCGCUGCAUGGCCUCGCCGCCAUCGUCUCUGCGGGCUUCUUUGGCGACAUCCUCAUCCACAAGUGCCUCCUCUCGUCCUUUGGCCGCACGGGUCUGCACCUGGUCCUCGGCACGCUGGCGCUCCUCCUCGCCGCGUGGUACGUCUGCAUGCCGUACGUCAACCGCUAUGGCGGCCACCAAUGGGUCUCCUUCUACAUGAUCCUCAAGGGCUUCCUUAUCGCCAUCUCGAACGUCGUCAUCAACAAGUGCGCUGCUUGGACUGUCCCGGACAACAACACAGUGCUGAAGCGCCGCGUUGUCAACUCGCUCAACGGCGCUUUUGCCUGCGGCACGAUCCUCGGCCCGCUCAUUGCGAUUGUGGUGCGCAUGACCAAGGCAGAGCUGCAGUACCUGUACGGCAGCCUCGGUGCGCUCUCGUUCGUUGCGGCCAUCCUCAUCUUUGCCACCGAGUGCCCGCACGAAGACGGCGAGGAGGCGGUGUCGCUCCUCGGCUACAGCGAAGACCUCCUCUCGGUGCCGCCGACACUUCCGAGUCCGAUCAGCGGCGGCGUCUUCCUCCACGUCAGCGACGACCUCGGCGCUGCGCGCAUCAACGCAGACUCGUACGACCCCGAAAGCAACUUUAUCGUGCUGCUCGCGAUGGUCAUUGUGACCUUGUACACGGGCAUCCAGGUCGGCCUCGCGGCGUUCCUCUUCCAGUACCUCGAGGUCGUCGUGCCGCUCUCGCUCGGCUACCUCACGCACACGGUGUGCUGCUUCAUCAUGUUUCUCUUCUGGGGCGCGCUCGCGACCUCGUACGCGAUCUUCACGCGGUAUUUCUUCCUCGGUCUGCGCCCGAUCCACAUUUUCCUGCUCACGAUCCUCUGCGUGUUGAGCAUCACCAUGAUGACGUCGGGUCAGUACUACUUUGGCGCCGAGUACCGCGUGCACACGUUUACGAUCGCGCUCGUCUGCUACGCCACCUUCAUCUCGCCCCUCUUCACGGGCACGGUGCAGUCGCUCAUUGACGUGGUGAGCGACGACCUCCUCGCGCGCGUGAGCUCGCUCCUCGUCUUUGGCUGCUUUUGCGGCGAGUCGUUUGUGCCUGUCCUCAUGGGCUUCUUCAUGGGCAACUACUCGGGCUCGGCGUUCGGCCCGGAAGCCAUUGUCUACAUUACGUUUGUCAUGACGGUCAUGAUGAUGUUCGUGUCCGGGCUCCUCUACUUCAAGGGCACGGAGCGUCUCGCAAAGAAGAAGGCCGCGGCCAAUGCGCCGGAUCCGUCCAUGUCCUAAGUCCCAGGACGAUGCCGUUGUAGCAGAGGCCAGUAAGUUGAUCUAUUAACACACACUUCUUGAUGCUCUACCAUG